Scylla paramamosain (green mud crab) is the source of this 1907-nucleotide messenger RNA. RefSeq names its product mucin-2-like. The coding region runs from base 22 to 1365 and encodes 447 amino acids. The record is from RefSeq and is a predicted model, not a curated record. NCBI's taxonomy places the organism in Eukaryota, Metazoa, Arthropoda, Malacostraca, Decapoda, Portunidae. The transcript has a single exon.
UCUCUCUCUCUCUCUCUCUCCAUGAAUCAGGUGAUUGCACUCUGGCAAGGAGAACUACCUUCAACACUCCUUUUUCCGGGAAUGCGACCCUGUAGGGUGGAAAGGUACGUGGGGAAGCCGACCUUUUGUGGCAACUGGCAGAAGUGGGGGCACAGGGUGUGGCAGUGCGACGGGAAGACCAGGUGUGGGUUCUGUGCCGGGAAUCACGAUUCCAAGCUGUGCAGGGAGAAGAUAGACAAACCAAAGUGCCCAAACAGUUAUCAGGAACACUGUGCCUGGAGCUUCAGAUUUCCACUCAGACCGGAUUCACACCUCCAUACCGCCAAGGGUCAAAUGACACCAGCGGUACCUUCUCCCAGCGAGUUCCCCCCUUUGCCUCAGGGGACUCAUCAACAUACACACACUCACCACCCGGCGCCACCUCACCAUCUUUCAUCAGGCACCAACAACCACCCCUCACUGCCCACCACCACCCAACCCUCCCACGUGACCGAUCAAACCUGGAAUCGUCACCAACCAUCACCGAUGCAGGCUCAGGGAGCCACCCCGAGCGCUUCCUCCCCAUUACCAGUACUAACCCCCAGUGCUUUCCCCCUUUGCCUCGGGGGACUCGUCAUCAUGCUUCACAGCCGACUCACCAACCACCCGGCGCUACCUCACCAUCUCCCAGCAGGCACCAACAGUCACCCCUCACUGCCCGCCACCACUCAACCCUCCAAGGUGAACAAUCAACCCUGGAGUCGUCACCACCCAUCAACGAUGCAGGCUCAGGGAGCCCCACACCAGGCCAGCCCGUCCCAUGCUCAGACCCAGCCCGUGCUUUCGCCCACCACCCCCAAUCCGGAUGCUACGGAGAGAUCGACAGCCAGCCAAGCACCCACUGCUGCCAGCGAUGUCAGUGCUACGAUCAUCAGGGAGAUACAAGCCUUACGCCAGGAAGUCAGGGCACUGAGGGAAAACAACGAGAAAAAACAACUAUACAAGGAAAACCAGGACCUAAAAGCUGUGUGUGCAUCACAACAAGCCAACCAAGAUUCCCUCCGGAACGAAACACAGGCCAUAAAGGAUCUCCUGACUCAGAUUGUGGCGGACACCAGAGCCAACACGCCAACACACGGGGAGGAGGGACUGACAAUGGAGACAGCCGCUCACGUCACACCCCAUAAACGUGACAUGAUAGAAUGGGCUUCCUAUGCCAGUGAACAGAUUAAGACCAUUCGUGAAGAGAAGUGGCUUGAAAACAUGAGUAAGUUGAACCAUGAUGCCAGCAUGACGCAGGUGUGGAGACAAGUGAACCGCGUCAGAGGCAAACACACACCAAGCCUCCCCGCCUCCCUGAUCCAGCGGGGAAGGCAUCUCAGUUAAUGAGGGAGUAUCGGGAGCGAGCGGCAAGUGACAGUCUGCCUGAAAACGUCAAGGAGGCUAAAAAUAACCUACACCCGGCCAGGGAGGCUGGUGCCGCUGCGGCCGUGCGCCUACCACACCACACCGACGCCCCAUAACGAAGGAGGUGCUGCUGGGAGCGAGGAAGACAAGCCGGGACACACACAGCACCCGGGGUGGAUGGCAUAACGCAUUCCAUGGUGAAUGCAGUGUGUAAUGUUGCGGGGAAGCCACUCUUACACCUGUACAACAUGUCCCUAUCACAGGGAACACUCCCUGAAGCAUGGAAGACACCAAACAUUGUCCCCAUACCAAAACCAGGUGAGGGACACAAGUACCGCCCGCUCAGCCUUACCUCAACGAUAUGCAGAAUGCUGGAAAGAAUACUGCUCACUCGCCUUACCUACAAAACGGGGCGCCUACAUUUUAGUGUGAACGGUUUUGUUAAACACAGAAGUACUGCCAACUGCCUCUCCAACUACUUCUCUUAUCAUCAAGCCAAGACAGCAGUGUUCCUCCACAUU